Zymoseptoria tritici IPO323 is the source of this 1569-nucleotide messenger RNA. RefSeq lists its product as uncharacterized. The record is from RefSeq and is a predicted model, not a curated record. The transcript is spliced from 2 exons. Bases 1 to 1569 code for a protein of 522 amino acids. Lineage: Eukaryota; Fungi; Ascomycota; Dothideomycetes; Mycosphaerellales; Mycosphaerellaceae.
AUGGAAGAGCGACAACGCAGCAGACGCAGCUCGUAUCACAUUCCCGGACAAAGAUUUCGACCCAGAGAUAUGGAGACCGGUAUGGAUGCGAGAGACAGUUCGAAUGCGAGCGUCGCAGUGCCAGAACCCAUCGUGGCGCGACUGAUUUCCCAGCUUCGCCCUCGUAAGCUCAUCGUGCAUCACUCUGAUAUCAACGACUAUGGUCCCACCGGCUCCAAGACGUGGAAAUUGGACCGCGAAGAGCUUGAUGCUUUCAAAGUUGACUUCGCCGAGGAGAGCUUCUCAGAGCUGUGUGACCAACCGCUGCCGCCGCAGCUCGACCUUCGCAACAAUCCCUGGGCCGAACUCACCCGCGAUCAGUUACGGCAGUACUUUGACUUUGAACCCAAGCGUGCGAUUUUGCGUGGAUUGAGCCUAAGUAUCGCGGAUCAGCCGUCCAAAAAGGGCCGGAUCAUAUACGAUCGGUCGGGAAAUGCGGACAUGACAUGGGCUCAAGCGCUGCAGUUCAUUGAAGAUCAGGAUCCCGAAACUACCAUCAUGCUCAACGUCGCAGUCCAGUUUCCGGACGAGAAUGACCCCCUCGACACGAUUCAGUUCAACGACAUGGAGAGUGGUGUUGAUAUGGAUGCCGACUCUGGGAUCAGAGUGGCCAUGGGUGGUGACUUUGUCGGUCCAGGUGAGGAAGCGGUCCUGCACCCCGAUUUCGUUCCGCCAGUGGAACUUCCAACAGCCCCGGAGGUCGACCCGGAGGAGCGCCAGCGGCUGAAGGAAGCAAGAGAAGAGCACGCCACCGAGGUCCACAACCUCCUCCACAACAACAAUCGGACCAUUCGCAAUAUCCCACAGCCUGCGAACUUGAGGCGUCACAAGGACGAUGCAAUAAACCGAAAACUAGUCGAGGAUUACUACGGACGCAAAUGGAAGUACGGAGACCUUCCGAAAGUCAACGAUCCUGCUUUCGAAAAGCAUCAAUCGGACGUGAUUGAUGAGGUCCUGCUGCAGUUCCCAACGCCAAAGCACGCCAAGGUCAAGGACAAGUUCCACGAGGAGGUGGAUCCGGCGGAUCUCCGAGCGCUGAUCGCCAGGAGCAAGAAAAUGACCCCUGCCAACCGUAACGAGGCAGAGACAUUCCUCGCUAGCAUGACGUCGGACGCCGACACUGAUCGAUCGAUGUCAGGUGGCAGCGGCGGCGGGCCACCACUCACACAAGCAGACUUCCAACAGACCCGAACUACGUCUACUGGGGUCGGAAAGCUCGGCAAACAGCUUCGACUCGAGCGUGCUGAAGGCGACAAUUCCAUCAAAGCAGAAGCAUACAACUCUGGUGGAGAGGUCGACGACGCCGAAUCGUUGCGGUCAACCGCGAAGGAUCCGUUCAAGCCACAGCUCAAGCGUGCUGGAGAAGACGUCUCUGCACUGGAAGUCGAAACAUGCAAGUCUGGCGCAAAGGUCGACGAAGGCGAGGAGGAGGAGUCAGGAUGGACACGGGAGUUCAACAAGGCAAGGGCUAAGUCACAGGUGCUGUUCGAGGAGCAAGCCGAGUCUCAACGCUCGCGCCGCAACUUCUAG